This is a messenger RNA of Rhizoctonia solani, 2604 nucleotides long. RefSeq lists its product as uncharacterized. The record is from RefSeq and is a predicted model, not a curated record. The coding region runs from base 1 to 2604 and encodes 867 amino acids. Lineage: Eukaryota; Fungi; Basidiomycota; Agaricomycetes; Cantharellales; Ceratobasidiaceae. The transcript is spliced from 7 exons. Gene Ontology annotation, molecular function: protein binding.
AUGUCUCCUGCAACGCCCCCUCGCCGUCUGCACGCAAACACAAUCAGCGAGCGACCCACCACUGUGCCCCAGUCGCCGGGAAGAAUGCUUGUCUCUUCGCCGCCCCACUCUCCCCGCCACAUACAGAACCAUCUCUACCAGAUGUUUCUCGAGGGCCAGACAGCAGACGUUGCUGUUGUUGUCCGCGGCAGCUGGCAGGCCCUCUAUAACCUCCACCGCGUCAUCCUAAUCCAGUCUGACUACUUCAGAACACUCUUUACCAUGGGAUACCGCGAGUCAGCUCCCAAGUCCCGCUUGGCGCCCGGCCCAACGUCAAUCGACGUCAUAGACCUUCAUUUCGACGACCCAAACAUUACCCGGGCAGCAUUCGAGAUAUGCAUCGCAAGGCUUUAUGGCGGCGGUCCUGAUCUUUUCGUGGACCAGGCACUGCUUCCUUCUACGAAGAACCCAUUUCCUAUCUCCUCGCCGCCGGCUUUGGCUUCCGCCCCUCCUGGUUCUCACCCCGCGACCCCUAGAUUUUUGUUAUCGUUGCUCGCAACCGCCAACUAUCUCAAUAUCCCAUCAGUCUCCAACCAAGCUUUGAACCUUGUGCUUUCUACCAUCAGUCCAUGGACCAUCACGCGAUAUUUCGGCUUUGCUAUCGGUCAUGGGAUCGGCCAACCUGAGGGAAAUGAGCCGGAAGCCGCUGUAGGUCUCGAUACUAUUGGCCAGCCAGCCCCCGCAGAGACCAAACCACCACUUAAUGAAACUACCAAAAUCGAUGAGGCUUCCCCCCAGGAGGAAGAAGACGAUGAUGAUCUGGUCAAGGUCGGCUCUCUUGGGAAUAGCUCGCCGAACUCGCUCAAGGACCGUGCUGCAUCAGGUGCUUCCAAACUAGCUUACGACACCCAAUCCAUCUACACUUACACGGAGCAUGAAGAUGAUAUCGAGCAGACGUUCUUUUAUGGUGUUGUCAGCGACAAGGUCGGUGAGGCAUGUGCCUGCUGGCUGACUCGGUGGGGUGCCGACAUUUUGACGCUGGAAGAGACCGUCGAGGCGCGUAUCCACCCUCCGGCGAACAGUACUCCCAAGUUUGCCUCGCCUUUCCCUAAAUUAGCUUCCAGUCGUGGAUCAUCCCAUUCAUCCCACAAUCCCAUUCCUGCAACCUUUUCUUCGUUCUACGCCAAUACGUACCUUCAGGCCGCCUCGAACUCGAGUUCCUCGCUCUCAUCUCCUAGCCGACGCCCAUCAACUCCUCAGCUGCAUCCGCACUUGAUGUCUCCCGUACUCUCGGGUAGGCAAAGAGCUGGUAGCACAAGCACACCAACCAAAGCCCCAACGGUCUGGUCACAUGGUGGGCUACCAGCACGUUGGGCACGGGCUGUCAUGAGUUCCGAUAAUCUUUUCGUCAGAGGCGAAUGGGAGCGCUUCGUUUAUAUGACUCGUGUUGUGGAGCUUAGGAGGAGGCAGCUGGCAAGAGAAGCGGAGGCCGUCAAGCAAGACCCAGUCGCCUUGAAGAAGAUUGAACGCCUAAAGCAGUCGGAAGAAACGGAGUGGGAUGAAAUGUUCAAGACGGGUGUUUAUUAUUCACACAUUUCUCUUGAUGAUUUGCACAAAAUCUCACAAGAGCCAUCUUCCAACGGAAAGCCAUUUGUUGAGCUCUCGGCUCUACAAUCUGCACACUGGCGUCAAUCCAUCAUGCGUUCACUCAUUACUUCCCGUUCCACCGUUCCCACCUCUCGUUCCAGCUCCCCUACCACUGAUCGUUACUACCCGAUUCCAUCCGACGCGUCGAUCCGGGUUGGUCAUGACCGAUCAGCAAGCACCAAUGACCUGGACAUCGACUUUGACAUCUUGUCAUCUCCUCCACCUCCCAAGAUCCGUCGACCUGCUUCCGAGGCAGAGCUAUUUGGGCUACGCCCCUCGCGUCGGACUGCCCGUGAAAUUAUCCAAGAGGGUACGGCUGAGACUACCAAGUGGUCAACCAACGAGCCGUUCAGGUUCUCAGUCGAGUUCUGGGGCCUGGAUACCCUCAAAGAGAAGAAUCGGCUGCAUAGUCAUACCGUGUGGUAUGCCGGCAGUUUGUACAAUGUUUACGUUCAGGUGAUCAAGAAGAAGGGCAUGCAGCUUGGAGUAUAUCUUCAUAGACAAUCGGCUGUGGAUCCCAUUCCACCUGCCUCGGCACCGGCAAGCUUCGCUUUGCUGAACCCCCCGACUCCGACUGGCAACGAUGCCGUCCUUGUUUCCCCCUCCCCGUCAUCAAUUCCCCUCCGAAGCUCACUCUUGAUGGGCUCCGUAGCCGUGGGAUCUCCCCCUACGCCUACACUCAGGUCUGGAACCACCCCACCUGACCGUGACGCACCCGUCACAUCCCCACCAAGUGCACCUCCUGCGCCCUGGCGCGACCCGCGCCGAAUCAUCCGCUCUUAUUUUAUCUUGUCUUGUCCCUCGCUCAUUGGGAGCAGCCUUACCCGCUUCCAAUCUGGUCCCGACGAUUUCAAGAUUAGCCAGAGCUGGGGCUGGAAGAGCAGCUGCCUGUGGGCCGAACCCGAGAAUAAUGAUCCAUCCACCGCUGAAGAUAAUUGGAAUAGCUUGAGAGCAACAGUCACACUUGGUGUGGUUUAA